This is a messenger RNA of Didymodactylos carnosus, 1228 nucleotides long. NCBI's taxonomy places the organism in Eukaryota, Metazoa, Rotifera, Eurotatoria, Philodinida, Philodinidae. The record is from the annotation of a GenBank genome assembly.
AUGAGUAAGAUAGGAAUAAACAAUAAUUAUGUACAUCGACCUAAAGUAAAUCGUAGCGAAAUUAUUUCAAAUAUUGAAUGCUUAUUUCACCAUGCAUCUGGAAUACACAAUGAGCUCACAGAUUUUACAAAAUGGGACGAUGACUCUGCGACACUAAACAAAGAGCUACGUAUACUCGAACCGAAACAACUAGCAUUAGCUUCUGAUUUGAAAAGCGUAACAGAGAAAUUCUUUUAUCGUACGAUAAAGUCUAGUAAAUUCGAGUCUUAUGAAGAUGAUGAAAUAUUGAGAAAUCUAGCGAAUGAUAAAUCUAUUUAUAUUACUCGUCCCGAUAAAGGUCGAGGAGUUGUUAUUCUUGAUAAAAUGCAAUAUAUAAAUAAAGUUGAAACCAUUCUAAAUGAUAAUACAAAAUUCACACGAUUAGAUAAAGAUCCGACAAUUACACGGAAAAAUUCAUUAACAACACUACUAAGAGAAAUCAAAAACGAGGGUUGUAUUACAGAACAAGAAUAUCAAAGGUUCAGACCAGUCGGUUCUAUACCAGCCAGAUUAUAUGGUCUACCAAAAACUCAUAAAAUAGGUGUUCCUAUACGUCCUAUUAUUUCUUGUUUGCAAUCAUAUAACUAUGGAUUAGCUAAAUUCCUAGCGAACAUCAUUACUCCAUUACGUAAUAGUAAAUAUUCAUUGAAAAAUACUGAUGAAUUUCUAACAUUCUUAAAAUCGAAUCCACAGUUAGCAAAAUUUAAAAUGAUUAGUUUUGAUAUUGAGAGUUUAUUUACAAAUAUACCAGUGAAAGAAACUAUAGAUAUUAUAUGUGAUAAAUUAUAUCGCACCAAACACAAAUCAAAACUGUUUAUCCCGGAAGUGUAUUUUAGAAAAUUACUUAAUUUCGCUACUUGUGGUACUCAUUUUAUUUUCAACAACAAGUAUUACAAACAAACAGACGGAGUAUCAAUGGGCUCUCCACUAGCCGCUAUUUUUGCCGAGAUAUUCAUGGUAAACUUUGAAGAACAACAUAUUUCCAAAAUAAUUAACAAUGAUAAUGAAUUAAUAGUAUGGAGACGCUCUGUAGACGAUACGUUUACAUUGGUGGAUAAAGAUCCCUACAAAAAAAUAUUUUAUCGGCACUGGUUGUGCACGGGUGCGCACCGGUGCCGAAUAAUUUUUUUUCCGGGCACCGAUGCGCACCGGUGCCGAAUAAUUAUUUUUUCUGGGCACCGAUGCGCAU